Heterotrigona itama is the source of this 1344-nucleotide messenger RNA. The record is from the annotation of a GenBank genome assembly. NCBI's taxonomy places the organism in Eukaryota, Metazoa, Arthropoda, Insecta, Hymenoptera, Apidae.
AUGGCAGAGGGUUCCAUCUUCGACCGUCCUCUCCGUGCUUAUUGGUUGGAGGAUGGUUUCACGGGUUCUGGUCUCGGUACCCGAAGCCUGCACUCUGUUCCGGGUAAACGGGCGGAGCUUGGUCGUUUCUACCCUGGCGGCAAGUGGGGAGAAGCGAUCGGGUGGAGCAACGAGAGCCCGCCGCCGGCAAAGGAGCCGCUGGCCGUCGGUCUAGGUAACCCGAUGACAGGCUUCUUGCCUGGGUUGGAACACUACAGACUGCAAUUGUAUCAUUACGCAAUGGCCGAGAGACUGAGGCUGGCUCAGCAGUUGCACCCUCAGCAUCCAGGCGUAGGCCACCCUCCGUCUAGCGCUCCAACUCACCUAGGAAUGGGCCCAGGGUUUCCUGCGCCGCUACCGCUAUAUCCGGCAGCAGCGGCCGCCGCCGGAUAUCCCAGUCGAUUAGCUCUGUCCAUGGCUCUUCUCCAUCCUCAUCACCAGCGGAUACCGGAGGAGCCGAAACCCCAACACAGUUACAUCGGUCUGAUUGCCAUGGCGAUCCUCUCCUCGCCGGAGAAGAAACUCGUGCUGUCGGACAUCUACCAGCACAUAUUGGAGCACUAUCCUUACUUUAGAACGCGUGGGCCAGGCUGGAGGAACUCGAUAAGACACAAUCUAUCUUUGAACGACUGUUUCGUAAAGUCGGGCAGAAGCGCCAACGGAAAGGGCCACUAUUGGGCCAUACACCCGGCGAACCUGGAGGACUUCAGGCGAGGAGAUUUCAGGAGACGCAAGGCUCAGAGGAAGGUCAGAAGACACAUGGGUCUGGCUGUCGACGAGGAGCCUGACAGUCCGAGUCCGCCGCCUCUGCCGGCGACGCCACCUCCUCCAGCGACUCUAGGACCUCCGAGACAGUUCGACGUGGCGUCUCUGCUUGCGCCCGAUGACCAACACCAUCAGAUAGAGUCCGACCUGAAGCCGCAGAAGACGAGGAGAUUUAGCUGCAGCGAGGACGAGCUACACGAUCUUCAGGAGCCUGAUCAGGACGAGGAGGACGUCGACGUGGACGUGGUGGCCGAGACGAAUGCUCUGCCGUCGCCAAACACACCGUCGGCCAGUCCCGAGGCUAAGGUCAUCUCGACGGCCAGUCACUGGACCAAUCAGGGCAUUCAGAGCGGUCAAAUCUCGGGGCUGCACAUUCAGAGUCACCUCCAGGCGAGGAAUUACUACGUGCCAGCGACAUCCAGCAACGGACCCACCCGUGCCAUUCAGGAUUACGCCGAAAUGCUGGCAAUGCGAUCGUUUAAGACUUCAUUUGAUGAAUCGAGAGAGAGAGAGACAAUGGGACACUUUGUCGCAGGAUCG